CCAGAGCGGCACGGGGCGUGACGCAUCUCUGACGCACGGUCAGCCUCCAUCGCUAGACGACCCAGCUGACAAACACCACCUAGAAACCAAAGCAGCUACCUCGAUGUGCGGAAAUAUGUAGUUCAUAUCUACACUGGAUUAAAAAUAAGGGGGCUUUUACGGAGAUUGAGCUGUUGAAUGGUGAGGCUACCAUGGGUGGCCAUGACGAUGACAUGUCAUAUGCAAUCAAUAAACAAAAGCAGGACGAGGAGCUCAAGAACAACCUGAAUGACAGCGGACACUGGGUGGACCAGGAGUCCACCGGCAACAACGCCAAAUGGGUCAAAGAAGGACGCAACCAGCUGCGCAAAGUAGCCAAGCACCAAGACCACAACUGCAAUAUCAACCAGAAUGGCAACGAGGAGGGCUUCCUCCUGCACAAGCUCUCCACCGAGGGAGAGCAACAGGGGGUGCAGGGCAAGUCCCCAAAGACCGCCAUCAUCCCCGACCUGAACGAUGAGGAGUCCUCCAAAGUCCUCAUCGACUCCCUGGAGGCCCCAGAGGAGGAGGAGGAGGAGGAGGAGCAGCGGAAGGAGGAGGACGACAAAGAGAAGGAGGAGGAGAAGUCCGAGGAGGAGGAGGAGGAGGAGGAUGAGUCCAGCGUAGCGGAAGGGGAGCGGGUAGUGGAGGAGGAGCAGCGCAGCGACACAGAGUCCCAGAGCGAGGGGGCGGCGGUGGGGAGGAACACCUGCCUGCUGUUCUCCAACGUGAGCGGGACGCCCAGCGACGAGGAGGCCAGCUGGCCGGCGCUGUCCCAGGAGGCCACAGACCAGGCCCCCGACAGCACCCCCAACGGCAACAGAGAUACCUUCUGGGAGUCCAACGCCUUCGAGACGGACACGGACCUGCCCUCUGGCUGGAUGAGGGUGCGGGACACCUCGGGGACCUACUACUGGCACAUCCCCACCGGCACCACCCAGUGGGAGCCCCCCUCGGCCCAGGACAAGCUGGGGGACUGCGUCAUGUCCUCCAGCAUGUCCCUGGAGACCACCCCCUGCGAGGAACAAGAGGAGCCGUGGGUUCAUCUUUCCCACCCCGACGAAGGAGCCUCUGAUACAGAGCUGUGGAAGGAGGGCGAGGUGACCUCUGACCAGAGCUUAAAGGAGUUUGAGGGGGCGACGCUGCGCUACGCAUCCAUCAACCUAAACUACAACUGUUCCCAGUCUGAGGAAGAGCUGAAGCUCCGGCCCCUCUGCACAGAUCUGGAGUCCAAGCAGUGCUUCGCCGUGCGCUCCCUGGGCUGGGUGGAGAUGUCUGAGGACGACAUGGCCCCGGGGAAGAGCAGCGUCGCCGUCAACAACUGCAUCCGCCAGCUGUCCUACCACAAACACAACCUGCAUGACACCGUGGGCAUCUGGGGAGAGGGGAAGGAUAUGCUGAUGGUCCUGGAGAACGACACCAUGAACCUGAUCGACCCCCUGGGCCAGACCCUGCUGCACGGCCAGCCCAUCGCCAGCAUCCGAGUGUGGGGCGUGGGGAGGGACAACGGCAGGGACUUUGCGUACGUCGCCCGGGACAACCUGACCCAGGUCCUCAAGUGUCACGUGUUCCGCUGUGAUUCGCCAGCCAAGAACAUCGCCACCAGCCUGCAUGAGAUGUGCUCCAAGAUAAUGACUGAGAGGAAGGCCUCCAAGCCAGGCCUCAGCAGGCUGGACUCGGACUCCCCCAGACCCAUGGUCCAGGAGUUCCCCGCCCCAAAAAGCGAGCUCUUCCAGCGCUUCCACGUCUACUACCUGGGGAACGUGGCCGUGGCCAAGCCCGUCGGGGUCGACAUGGUGAAUGAGGCUCUUGAAGUUGCUAUGAAUGCGAAAGACAAACAAGACUGGACCCCUGUUUCUGUCAACGUGGCCCCGGCUACCCUCACCAUACUCUCAAGACAGACGGAGGAGGUGCUGUCAGAGAACCGCGUGCGCUUCCUGUCCUUCAUGGGCGUGGGGAAGGACGUGCACUCCUUCGCCUUCAUCAUGGCCGAGGGCCCGCGGGACUUCAUCUGCCACAUGUUCUGGUGUGAGCCCAACGCCGCCAGCCUGAGCGAGGCGGUCCAGGCCGCCUGCAUGCUCCGCUACCAGAAGUGUCUGGACGCGCGGCCCCCCAGCCUGGCCUCCUGCCUGCCCACCCCCCCGGCCGACUCGGUGGCACGCCGCGUCAAGAAGGGGGUCCAGAGUCUGCUGGGCAGCUUCAAGGGCUACAAGGCUGCCCCCCAGUCCCCCUGAGGACCCGCAGGAGGCCACCGUCACGGCUCCCAUAACCUCCUCCUCCUCACCUCCCCAAGUACCUCUCCCUCCUCCUCCUCCCCAAGUUCCUCCUCCUCCUCCUCCUCCUCACCUCCCCAAGUACCUCUCCCUCCUCCUCCUCCUCCUCCUCACCUCCCCAAGUACCUCUCCCUCCUCCUCCUCCUCCUCCUCAUGCUUCUCUCACUGUUCUGCCUUACAAGUUGAACCCUCACCACUUCCCCACUCACACACCUGAUACACACCUUGACACACACACACACACACACACACACUCACACACACAUUCCCGCCUACUACAUCCCCACUUUGUCGUUAGUGUAGAACAUGAAGCAAUGGUAACGCCUUCUCCUCUUUUUAACCCGUAACUGUCCUCAAACCCUCCACUCCAAAUGAAUGAGCUUCGGCACCUUUUUAUUCUUCUUACUUUUCCGUGGGAUUCUUCGUGCGAGUUUAUAACUAUUUUUGUGUUUUAACAGAAACAUGCUAAGAAUGUUGGAUAUGGAUGUAAUGUAUUCUCUCGCUGCGGCGCAGAGAUCCGAGCUCGAUUACAGAGCUCGCUAGACUCACCCCCCAUAAAUCAUCUCCCUCCUCCCAUCCCAUUGUGCUGUAUUUGCUGCGUUCACACUACAGGGUAGAGAAUGUCCUGCGACUGAUUCCCAGGACACAGCCCCGAUUCUUUUAGUGCAAUGGGAACCGCCAUAAACACAGGCCCUCUGAUUUAGUACAAUGGCUCUUUUUUGUCUCCUGCCAUCGCCCCCGUUUUAUUUUCUUCCGAUUAACUGCCAAAAACUGACCACUAACGUUAAGCCGUGACCUUCACUAAUGUAACCCCAUUAUCUCCAGAUAACUGCAGUGUCAUUUCCCCCGUCCUAACCAGGGUUACACGUGUCGUACAUUAACGCCAGAAAUCUGACAUCUGUACAAAGAAAUGUGUGACACUACGUAUGUCUGUGUGCUGCAUGCUUACCCCCCCCCCCCCCCCCAAUCCCUGCCUUGCCCUCCUCCAAGCAACGCAUUUUUAGUCUUCCAAAGAAUCAUCAUCCGCGUCGAACCGACCCCCGUUCGGGAGCUCGCUCUCUCCAUCUGUGUGAACGUCGUCCCUCCCCGUUGCCGAGUUCAGAGCGCGAAGCGUGUGCAAUACUCAGAUUUAUCCCCCUUUUGCAUCUGAUGAGUUCCACACACACACAUUGUACCCGAUAGCCAUCCGCUGGCGUUGUGCGUAAGGAAUAGUAAUAAUAGAACCACAGACUCCGUGCCAGCCUCCACAGCCGCCACCACCCCCCCCCCCCCCCCCCUUAUCCUCACUGACUAGUACUGUAGAACAGCGUCUCUCCACUAAAGCUGCAUGCUCAUAGGGCGUAGAGGUCUAUCAGGGGGGUCUGACCGCGCGGUCUUAGCGCUAUAGACCCGUUUGUGUGUAUCCUAGUAGAACGUGUAUGUGCUUGUGUGUGUGUGUGUGAUGUAAAACGGGGGGUGUCGGUGGUAGUGUCGUCGGUGUCCGCUAGGCAUGUCCCUCUCUCGUUCGCGUGUCGGUGUAUUUACAGUAUGGGCUGUUGAGUAGUGCUAGUGGCUUAGCUUCCCCCGCCCAGCCGGCCCCCCUCUUUAGACUGCGUGUUUAGAGCCCCUCACUGUCCUAUGAUUUACAAAGGGUGGACUCGUAGUGGAGGACCUCUUCUUUGACGGUUUACACUUUGAGUCCGUUUUUAUUUUUGUUUAUUUGGAUGUUUUUUUCCCGCCAAGGCUCCAGGGGUCACUCUCGCCUCGGUUAUGUCAAGAAUUGUAUUUUGUAUUUUUGUUUGCAAGCACUAAAAGAAAUGUACACUACACUCCUGGCAAGUUACACAUUUGCUUCGUAGAUUUAGUUUUUAUUAAACGAAACAAGAUAUAUAUAUCGAACCGUAAAUACUGCAAAGGUGUGUUUUAGGUUGCUUGUGUGUGUUGAUGUAUUUAGCGAUUGUAGAAAUAGCCAUGUAAAGGAAGAAAAAGAAACAAAGACAGUUUGAAGAUUUGGUUUGGGCUUCCCGGUAUUGCGUUGGCCAUGUCGUUAGCUUGCUUCUGUAACCUCCUCUGGCUGAGUAAUAUCAAUAAAUGUAUCAAUCCGGAAAAUACAUAAAAAAAUAUGUAUUUUAUAACAUUGUAUUUUAAGUACUAAACGUAACGAGAUUAACUGCAGUAAAAACAACAAGAGAAAGUGAUGCCUUUUGAUUUAGACUGCCAACUAUAAUGGAAAAUACAUGUGUGGACUGUGUGUGGUGGUGAUGGCUGGUUCAUACUGUGUGCAUGGAUCGCCCAACGCACCCCAGGUGUGCGGCCUCACCCAGCCCCAGGGUCUAAUCAGUCUGCCUCGCGCCAGGGGAGGCCGCUUGAAGCAGCCAUCAUCCACAGACACACACUUCACAACAUUGUUGUCCGAAAAGUACACAAUCUGCCUGUAACCUCCAGAGUAGAGUCUCUCUAGCCGAGAUGCGAGACACCAUUUUUAUAGUCGUGAGAAAGACACUGCAUUUUGAAUGUUUUGUAGUGAGACAAACGUAGCAUUCUGUAAUGCACCCUUUUGAUUGUGUAACACUGUAUCUCCUAGCUUAAAGACCUACUGACGGAUUCUUGAAAUGUGUAACGUGUGAACACUAAUUUGAACGUAGACUAAUCUCGACGUAGUCACAUGAUUCUGCCUUGUCACUCACAUGUCCGAUCGGAAAUGUGCCCCCUCUCUUAUCGUGGCGUCGGCACGCUCGCACGCUGUCGACACUAAAGAACAAUUAUGAAAUAUUAGCAGAUUAAUUUAUUUCUGUUGAUGUAAAUUAGGUGUAUAAAAUAUAUGUAUAUAAAAGUCACUGCACAAUAAAUGUGAACAUAUCAUGGUU
Gadus macrocephalus (Pacific cod) is the source of this 5137-nucleotide messenger RNA. It is a transcript of the gene apbb1, whose product is annotated as amyloid beta (A4) precursor protein-binding, family B, member 1 (Fe65). Gene Ontology annotation, biological process: regulation of DNA-templated transcription. Lineage: Eukaryota; Metazoa; Chordata; Actinopteri; Gadiformes; Gadidae. Gene Ontology annotation, molecular function: amyloid-beta binding; transcription factor binding. The coding region runs from base 192 to 2252 and encodes 686 amino acids. The transcript has 13 exons. Gene Ontology annotation, cellular component: cytoplasm; nucleus. The record is from RefSeq and is a predicted model, not a curated record.